AUGGCGAGGUUGAUUCUGAGCAUUUUCCUCAGUCUGCCUGUGCUGACGUGCACUGUGAAGACACACAUCACAGUGAGAACUGUGAAGGAGGAGCUCAACAUUCAAAACGUGGAGCAUCCAGAUGAUGGUGUUAUUGUACGCAUCAUCGACCCUCCACAGGACUCGCCUGAAGAAGCCGCCGAGGCGCCUGCCGAUGCAGAGCAUAGUGAACAUGCAGAGGCCGCGGAGGCUCAUGGACACGAAGAAGAAGCGCAUGGUGAGGCACAUGCUGACGAUCAUGCCGCCGAUGCUCAUGGGCAAUCAGAGGAACACGAGGACGAUCCUGUCGAGAGCACGGUCACAGUGAGCAUCAUGGAGCUCAUGCGGAGGGAGACCAUGGAGACCAUGGUGAGCAUGGCGAACAUGGGGAGCACGGUGAUGGACAUGGGCACGAAGGCGGAUGGCGCUCACGAGGGCCACGGACACCAUGCGCCCGACGAGAAGACGCUGACCGCCUCCUACAUGCUGAUCGGCGGCGUGACCCUUGUGAUGGCCAUGUUCUACCUGGUGCAGCACCCGGACUUGGACAUCCGCUACUACAGCUGGAACAUCCUCACCUUGUCUGCAUGCAUCUUCAUCGCUGUCUUGGCCUCCGAUGUGGUGAAUCAGUGCGCCAAGCGCUUCCUCUUCAGCGGCAUCAAAGUGGGCGGCUGGGGACCUGUCCUGCUGGACGUGGCCUUGGCGGUGAUGUGGUUCUUGGCCUCGCAGCUGGUGACCGCCGCCCUGAGCGGCGCCUUCGGCGAGGAGGCCAAGGAGCCCAAGGACGCCAGCAGCGAGGAGGAGCGCCAGGAAUUGGAGGAGCUUUGGGAGCAGAGGGAGACGGCCAUGAAGUGCUGGGGUGGCCUGGUCGCCCACUGUGCUGGCUUCGCGAUCGUGGCCACCUUGGCAUCGCUACAGGACUCGGAGCCUUUCAGCAGCUCUCCUGGGAUGUCUCUGGCAGUGGUUCCAGCUGCGCUCUUGUUGGUCACCCUCCUCUACCGCCUGGCUGCCUUCACCCGGAAGAAGAUCAGCGAGAUGGAUGACGGCGUCGUCAGUCGGGGCGAAGCCUUGUGGGACGAGAUCUCGGAAGAGGCAGAGAACGAGUCCUUGUGCCUGGGACUGUCCUUUGCGGCCAUCCGCAGCAUCAGCUUCUUUGCCAUUGGUGCCAUGCCAGACACUCACUUCCACAUCUACUCGGACGUGUCCAAUGCGAAUUGGCAUCGUGGAUGGAUGGUGCUGGCCGGAGUCUCCGUGGGCUGCAUGGUGAUGGGAAUUAUCACCUUGAAGAUCAAGGAGUCUGCGUUUGGUGGACACGGGCAUGGAGCACACCAGUCCGAUGAGCAUGGCGGACACGAGGUGGUGGAACACGAUGAAGAUGACAUCCGCUUGCGCGGCUUGUUGAUCCUUUCAGAGACGUUCAUCAUGAGCUUCUCCUGGGGUAUGCUUUCUUGUUCCAUCUCCAUGCUGAACGCCUUCUUGCCGCACCUGGAACACCACCUCAUCGGUCAUCUCAUCGUCGCACUGGUGGUCUCCGCCCUGUCAUGUGUCAUGCUGGUGUCCUUGGACAAGGUGGCCGACUACUUGAAGGCGAGUGGCGACGCGGACUCAGCGGUGCACAUCAUCCAACACAUUAUCUUGGCCCAUGGUUUGCUGAUUGGUAUCAGCUGGGAGGUAUGCUUCGCCAUCGGCAUGCAUGCGAUCGGCCAUGCCAUGGAGGGUCCCAAUGUCGAUGUCUACUUGGCACUCUUCCUAUGCCUCGUGGUGGUCCCAGCCUACCGACUCUUCAUGUUGCCGGAGCUCAAGCAGCGUGAGGCCAAGGUCAAGUGCCAUUGA
Messenger RNA from Durusdinium trenchii, 1851 nucleotides. Lineage: Eukaryota; Dinophyceae; Suessiales; Symbiodiniaceae. The record is from the annotation of a GenBank genome assembly.